AUGAGUGAAUCUCAGGCCAUGCUCAACAUCAUGGAUUCGCAGAUAUUGCUGGAUCUGACAAAAGUUGACCAUAUCAUUGGUGCAUAUAGGAGUGUCUAUGAAAGAAGGUCUAUUCCUGCGUUUUAUAGGUUUGACAAACAGAAGAACAAUGCGGAGAAUCUUUUCAUUCUCUCAUCGUUCUUCCUCUAUGAGAGCAUCACUGCUCCAAUCGCACUUGCAUACUCCGAUAUUCUGUUAGAACUGACAGCUAGGGCAAUUACCAAUGAGGAGGUCGAAAAUUAUUGUAUCAGCCAAUUUGAGUUGAAACCAAGACAGAUACCUGGAUCUCUAGUGCUGAGUGCCGUGGCCAAGGCUCAUUCGCCUGACUUAGGAUCUUUGGUUGAAUUUUUUCUCGCUGAAAAGAACUUUUUCCAAAAGUUGGAUACAGAAAUUGCUAAUGAGGAACUCCAGGAGAUCUUGCUUGCAUUUUACAGGCUGUUGAGAACGGAUAGACAGAGAUACCACAGGUUUGUCCAGCCGUCGGUGCUAUACUCAUGCAUGAAUUCCGAAUCGUCAUCCAGCGUGAACAAAUAUCUCUCGAUUCAGAUACUAUACCAAUACUUGAGCUUGUCUGAAGCGGCAAGAAAUACAAUGUUGAAAAACUACUUGGGAAAUCAGUCAUUGAAGAGCCACUAUGAAGGAGAUAGAGACGUGGACUUGUCCUAUUUGAAUUUGUUGGAAGCCAAACGACUGGCAAACAUCACUACCGUUAAAAACACCACCUAUGACGAGCACAAAUGUACUGAAUGGGUGAAUAUCAAACCUGAAGACCUUUCCAGAGGUGUUGCUAUUGUGGGUGAGAUCCUGGUUCCAGAUUUGCCUACUCUAGCAAACCCACACAGAGAGGCUCUCUUCACCACAUCCCAGUUCGUUCCUAUUGCCAAAUCCAGUAGAGCACUCCGGGAGAUUGCACAGUGUAUCAAAACGUGUACUCCAGUCAUGCUGGUGGGUGCUUCUGGAUCAGGAAAGACCUUUUUGGUUAACGAAGCGGCCAGUCUCAUGAAGCUCAAAUCAGAUGACGUGAUUAAAAUUCACUUGAACCAGCAGACUGAUUCGAAGCUCCUGUUAGGAACGUAUUCCUCGGGUUCUCAGCCUGGUAGUUUCGAAUGGAAAAGUGGUAUAUUGACAACUGCUGUGAGAGAAGGCAAAUGGGUUUUUGUGGAGGACAUCGACAAAGCCCCAACCGAAGUGUUGUCGGUCUUGCUUGGACUUCUGGAGAAACGCGAGCUUUUGAUUCCUUCCAGAGGAGAAGUGAUAAGAGCUGCUAAUGGAUUUCAGUUGCUCGCUACUCUUUCGAUUCGCGAAGAUAACGAUAGUGUGCCCGACCUCAUCGGUUCCCGAAUGUGGAAAACUGUCUAUACCGAGCAACUAGAUACUAGCGACUUGUCUCAGAUACUUCUGGCCAAAUUUCCAGUGCUGAGGAAUCUUUUGCCAGUGUUUUUGAAGUGCUUCUUUGAUGUUGAGCACUUCUACACAUCGAAGAAGUUCCUCGCCAUGAAUAGAGGCUCGCAGCCCAGAAACAUAUCCACCAGAGAUCUGAUGAAGUUUUGCAAGAGAUGCGAAAGAAGCUUCCAGAAGUUUGGUUUAGUCUCAAGUGAUGAUCUGAUGCAACAGGAACUGUACGACACAUUGUUCCAGGAGGCUGUGGAUUGUUUCUCCAGUUCCAUUGCCGACCAGACUGCGUUGGAGGCCCUCAUCAAGCAGAUUGGAGAGUCUCUGGAGAUUCCAACUUCAAGAAUCAACUUGCACGUCAACAAACACGUUCCAACGUUCAACAACAGUGAUGACCAUCUGUCGAUUGGCAGGGCCAUUCUUUCCAAGGCAGUGGGCUUUGCCAGCAUAAAGAAGAACUCCAAAAGCUCGGGUUCCUUUGCCAGGACCAACCACUCGCUGAGACUAAUGGAGAAGGUUGGUGUUUCCAUUUCGAUGGUCGAACCUGUGCUAUUGGUUGGAGAAACAGGUACUGGUAAGACUACCGUCGUCCAACAGGUUGCGUCUCUGCUUGGAAAGAAGCUCGUGGUGAUCAACGUUUCUCAGCAGACGGAGGUGAGUGAUUUGCUUGGUGGUUUCAAGCCCGUUACUGCUAAGACAAUUGCUUUACCUGUGCAAGAGGUUUUUGAAGAACUUUUCAAUAGGACUUUCUCUGCUAAAAAGAAUGCUCAGUUUCUGCAACUGCUGUCGAAGUGCUUCAACAAAAGUCAAUGGAAGGCAGUUGGAAGACUCUGGAAAGAGGCCUGCAAGAUGGCCGACUCUCACCUCACCAAACCAGAGAAGGAGGAUUCGGAGGAAGGAGAGGCUCGCAAGAAGAGAAAACUGAAUGAUAACGAUAAAGAACGUUUGCACAAAGAAUGGAGCUCAUUCAAAUCUCAAGUUUCUGACUUCGAGAAAGAGAUGGUAAAUGUGGAAAACUCAUUUGUGUUCAGGUUCGUGGAGGGAUCACUAGUCAAAGCAGUCAGAAACGGAGACUGGUUGCUUCUUGAUGAGAUCAACUUGGCUGCACCGGAAACACUCGAAAGUAUCUCUGACCUUCUUUCUGAGGACAUUCAGCAGAGAAACGUUCUUUUGAGUGAAAAGGGAGACAUAGAGAAGGUUCUUGCUCACCAGGAGUUCAGGAUAUUCGGUUGUAUGAACCCUGCAACGGAUGUUGGCAAAAAAGAGCUUCCUUCAGGAAUUCGUUCGAAGUUCUCAGAGGUGUAUGUCAGCUCCCCGGGUGAUGAUAUUUCAGACCUCCUCAUGAUCAUUGACAAGUACAUUGGUGCCUAUGUUCUCGCAGACGAAUGGUGCGGCAAUGACAUUGCUGAGCUUUACAUUGCAGCCAAGAAGAUGUCAGACGAGAACAGAAUCGUGGAUAGUUCCAACCAGAGGCCUCACUUCAGUAUUCGUACUCUGACUAGAACACUGACAUAUGUUCGGGAUAUCAUCUCGAUCUAUGGACUGCGAAGAUCGCUGUUUGAAGCGUUUUGCAUGUCCUUCCUGACUCUUCUUGAUGCAUCUUCGGAGCAGAUUUUGAAGCCUUUGAUCGAGAAAUAUACCAUUCAGAGGCUCAAGAACGCAAAGUCUGUUUUAUCUCAGAUUCCUCCAGAUCCUUCUUCGCAUGACGCGGAGUUUGUCCAGUUCAAAUACUACUGGAUGAGAAGAGGUCCGCUUACUCCACAACCCCAGGCCCACUAUAUCAUCACUCCUUUUGUUGAGAAAAAUCUGCUCAACUUGGUCAGAGCUUCGAGCAGUCGCAGAUUCCCUGUUCUCAUCCAAGGUCCAACAUCCAGUGGUAAAACAUCGAUGAUUCAUUAUCUUGCCAAAAUUACUGGACACAAGUUUGUUCGUAUCAACAACCACGAGCACACGGAUCUCCAAGAAUACCUUGGAACCUAUGUUUCCGACGAUACUGGUAAACUUGUUUUCAAGGAAGGUAUUUUGGUAGACGCUCUCAGGAAUGGUCAUUGGAUAGUAUUGGAUGAGUUGAAUUUGGCUCCUACCGAUGUCCUGGAAGCACUUAAUCGUUUGCUUGACGAUAACCGUGAGUUAUUCAUUCCUGAGACUCAGGAAAUCAUUCGCCCUCACCCACACUUCAUGCUGUUUGCAACUCAGAACCCCCCCGGAUUGUACGGAGGCAGAAAGGUUUUGUCCAAGGCUUUCAGAAACAGAUUUUUGGAGCUGCACUUUGACGACAUUCCACAAGAUGAACUGGAAGUGAUUUUGAGAGAGCGCUGCCAGAUUGCUCCGACCUAUGCCAAGAAGAUUGUUGCCGUGUACAAAGAGUUGACAGUCCAACGUCAGUCCACCAGACUGUUUGAGGAAAAGAACUCGUUCGCGACCUUGAGAGAUCUGUUCAGAUGGGCAACCAGAGAAGCUGUUGGCUAUGAACAGUUAGCGGCCAAUGGAUAUAUGCUCCUUGCUGAAAGGGUCAGAAAGCCAGAUGAAAAGGCUGUUGUUCAGAAAGCUGUUGAGAAGAUCAUGAAGGUAAAACUUGACAUGGAUGCCUAUUAUUCUCAGCUCGAAGAUCCAAAGGUUCUGAGUGUGGACAGCAACGUUAUCUGGACCAAGGCCAUGAGAAGACUUGCCGUUUUGGUGAAGACGGCCAUGGAGUACAACGAGCCCAUUUUGCUGGUAGGUGAAACUGGCUGUGGUAAGACCACGAUAUGCCAGCUUUUGGCAGACAUCUCUGGCAAAGAGCUUAUCUCAGUGAAUGCGCACCAGAACAUGGAGACUGGGGAUCUUUUGGGUGCUCAGAGACCAAUUCGGAAUAGGACUGAUAUAUUGCGAGACCUUAUAUCAUUGCUGAAAACUCUGCUUGCAAAGAUCGAUCUGACUGACCUUGAGGAGAAUUCUCUGGAUGAACUGCUGAAGCUUUUUGAUCAGAACUCUAGCUCCUUUUCAGACGAAGAGAGAACCAAAGUUCAAGAGAAGAAAGUGCAGACUAAGGCUCUCUUUCAGUGGUCUGACGGACCUUUAAUACAAGCACUGAAAACAGGUUCCUUCUUCCUGCUUGAUGAGAUCUCUCUUGCCGACGACUCCGUCCUUGAAAGACUGAAUUCGGUGCUGGAACCAGAAAGAACUAUUCUUCUUGCCGAAAAAGGAUCUGACGAGGACUCCAUAGUUGCUCGUGAAGAGUUCAAGUUCUUCGCAACCAUGAACCCAGGAGGAGACUACGGAAAGAAAGAGUUGUCGCCAGCUCUAAGAAACCGUUUCACAGAAAUCUGGGUUCCUUCUAUGGAAGACUUUGACGACGUUCGCCAGAUUGUUCAGGCAUCGUUGGUUGAGGGCUCAAGAAACUUGACGAACGCCCUGGUGGACUUUUCAAAAUGGUUCGCCAUGGAGUUUGGUGGAGGAUCCACCUCAAACGGUGUAAUAUCUUUGCGUGACAUUCUCGCAUGGGUCCGUUUCAUCAACUCAACUCAAGACUCGGCGCAGAUUCCACCAGCUGCCUCGCUGCUCCAUGGUGCCUGUAUGGUGUUCAUCGAUGCACUCGGUACCAACAAUACGGCAUAUCUUUCUGAGAACGAAGAACACCUUCGCAAGUUGAAGCUAAAGUGUGUCCACAAACUGUCCGAGUUUGCUGGUGAGGAUCUGAGCGUCUUUUAUGGCGAUCAGCCCAGCGUGACCAUCGAAGAGGGCCGUUUGACAUCUGGAUUCUAUAGUUUCCCAACUAAGGGAGAUAUUGAAGGGAUUGACUCGUUCAACCUCCAGGCCCCAACAACAGCAGGCAACGCCAUGCGUGUCUUGAGAGCGAUGCAAGUGCGCAAGCCCAUUCUACUUGAGGGUAGUCCUGGUGUUGGAAAGACCAGUUUGAUCUCAGCGUUGGCAAAGGCAACCGGUAACCCAUUGACCCGUAUCAACCUGUCGGAGCAAACAGAUCUCAUUGAUCUGUUUGGUUCUGAUGUGCCUGCUGAAGGCGGUGCAGAGGGUGAAUUUGUAUGGAGAGAUGCUCCUUUUCUGAGGGCAAUGCAACGGGGAGAAUGGGUUCUUCUUGAUGAAAUGAAUUUGGCCUCCCAGUCUGUUCUUGAAGGAUUGAACGCUUGUUUGGAUCACCGUGGAGAAGCUUACAUUCCCGAGUUGGAUAGAUCUUUUGUCAGUCACCCCGAGUUCAUGGUAUUUGCGGCUCAAAACCCGCAAUACCAAGGUGGUGGUAGAAAGGGUCUGCCCAAAUCGUUUGUGAAUAGAUUCAGCGUUGUCUACAUUGACAUGCUCACGGGUCUCGACCUGGAGAUGAUCGCCUCUCACCUUUAUCCUAACAUUGAUACCCAGCUUUGCCAACAGAUGAUAUCGUUUGUCUCCAAGCUGGAGAAGCAGGUUGUGAUUGACAAGGCCUGGGGUGCUUCUGGAGGACCAUGGGAGUUCAAUCUGCGUGACACGUUGAGAUGGCUUUCGCUUAUGAGUGCUUCCUCGUUGAAUCCCGUUUCAAGUCCUUCUGACUUCUUCCAAUCCUUGAUAGUGCAGAGAUUCCGCUCCGUUGAGGAUCAGGAACAUGCUUCUGCACUCUUCAAGGAAAUCUUUGUCGAACUUCCUAGCCGUGACCCUUACUUGAAGGUUGGUCAGAAUUUUGUUCAGGCCAACUCCGAGCUCGUGGAAAGAUCACCUUUCAUUCAGUACACCCCGGCCAGAAACCUUCAACCUUUGCAGUGCAACUUUGACUUCUUGGAGACGCUGUUUCGCACUACCAAAAAUGCCUGGCCUCUGAUUCUAGUCGGUCCAUCCGGCUCAGGAAAAUCAGACCUCAUCAAAUAUGCCGCAGGUCUUGUUGGAGCACAGCUCAUAGACUUCCCCAUGAACAACGAGAUCGAUAGCAUGGACUUACUGGGUGGAUACGAGCAGUCCGACAUGUCUCGUGAGGUGUCGGAUCUCUCAAGAGAGUUGUUCCGUGUUACCCGUGAGAUCAUUGCUGAGAAUUUGUGUUCUGAAGAGUCUGAAUUCAACUCCAUGUUGGCUUUGUUACAAGAACUUGACGGUCUUUCACAUGUCAAUGGUGACACAACUUUUUGGGAACUGGACACGACCUACAACAAGAUCAAGGAAAUCGCUUCUUCCAACGAAAGCUUGAAAGCACUUGACAAAUCAUUCAAGACAUUAAAGGCCAAGGCCAGCAAUGGAAAUUCGGCUUUGAGAUUUCAAUGGUUUGACGGUACUCUUUUGAAUGCGGUGGAGAAGGGACAAUGGCUUGUUCUUGAUAAUGCAAACUUAUGCAAUGCUUCUGUGCUGGAUCGUCUCAACUCUUUGUUAGAGACUAACGGUUCGUUACUCAUAAACGAGUGUGACUCCGACAAUGGAAGCGUCAGAAUUGUCAAGCCGCAUCCAAAUUUCAGAUUGUUCCUGACUAUGGAUCCUAAGUAUGGUGAAUUGUCUCGAGCCAUGCGUAACCGUGGUGUGGAAAUGUACAUGGACACUCUUGAUGUCAGGGCGACUGAACAUGACAGAAAGAUUCUGGGACUGAGCGAAGUUUCUCAGAAGGAGUCUGACAUUAUCAUUGAUAUGGCCAGACUUCAUCCAUUCUCUUCAGAAGUGUGUUUGCCUGCUGGUUACCUAAACGGGUUUGACUCUAGAGAUGUUUCAUACUCUUCUCUUCUGGACCUGUCAACUACUCCAUCCUGUCAGCCUGAGAUUAUUGCUUCAAUCGUGUCAUUUGGACAGAUAUCACAACUUGGUGGCUUUGCUGAACUCAAUUCGAGCUCUGCAGAGUUUUCGUCAGUCAACAUCGCCUUCAUGCAGGCCAUUUUGGACCCUAUUGAGACUUUGCAACAGAACGAUCUGGCCCAGCCUUUCUUUCAGCUUUACUCUGAUGCGUUGAACAAGUCUGAGACGUUGAAGAAAGAUGCAGAAACGAUUCUGUACCAAAGCCUCAACCCAUUGGUAAACUCCUAUCUUGUUCCGCUCAUAUCUGAACUAGCUCCAGCAAUCACCUCAUCGGAGCCAUUGUACUUCUACACACUUAUUUCGAGACUCAGCAAGAACAGACGUGAUCUCGAGAGACAUGACAGUCGCUCCAAGGUUGUGAAGUUGUCAGAGUUGACAUUCAUCGAGAGUUCCGCUGCUGUUGCAAACGGCCGUGCCCUAAAGAACAUUCCUAAACUGAAUGUGUUCCGCUUGACCAUGUCUCUUCUCGAGUUUUUAGCCGAACAGGUCAAUCUUUCAACCCGAGAAGGCUCUUUUUUCCAGUCAAAGGGUUUGUACGAGCUUCUUUUCAGAGCACAGAUCAUCUUGAGUGUGAUCAUUGACUCUUCUCAUGUCAAGGACGAAUCCAAGUUGCGUGUUCUGCAAGUUGAGGUUUCCAAAUGGUUGAAAGAACUUGAAAUGGCAUUGCCAGGGAGUUCAGAUGUCAUAGAUAGGUUUUCCAAGGAGCUUUCCAAGUUUUCUGAACCUUUGAAGCUCACCAGAGGUUUCUCUGUUCAAAGAAUUUGGGAAUCGUUCCGUGGUGCUUAUCCAAGCUCAGACCUUGGCUGGUACUAUCAGGAAAAGAUAGCUGUUCUUUCGGCGGAGUUUGAUCUCAUCUCUCAGAAGCAAUUCAAAGAGACUUUUGAGAUGGUCGGCGAUUUGAAGGUGAUGUUAUUGGAGAUCUCAAAAGCAAGCAUUCAUCGCCAGAGCGAUGAUAUCGAUGAGUUACUAGAGAAAAUCGCCAAAGGAAUCGAUGCCCUCAACAAGGUCUCUGAAGGGUUUCUGACUGCAAAGGUUCAUCCAUACAAGGAGGAGUUCUCUAUGAUUAUGAACUUCAUAGAAACAUAUUGUUGCAAGAACAGAUCCUCUAUUUCAACUUCGCCCAAGUUGCUUGAGUUGGCUCACCAGGCCGGAAGGCCAACAUUGUCGCUUACAAGCUUCACUAACUCCGUGCCAUUCAAACCUUAUCCAAGAUUCUUCGAGAAUCUCUGGAAUUUCAAGCAGGAUGAUGCUGGCGUUUGUGGUUUGUUUGGUAACGAAUUUAUGUCCCGUUUGGUUCUCUCAUCGAAGGAUUUGGCUUUGGUUGAAGGAAGAAACCUGGAUCAAGUCUUGAGUGACCUGAAAGAUUUGAGUUCCGCAGUUAUCUUCAAUUCUGGAAGCAUUUUAGUUGACCAAGUUGAGCAAUUCAAGAGUAUUUUGAUCCAAUGGAUGUCUUCUGUGCUGCUGAUUCACUCUGAAGUGUUUGCAUAUGCGGAAGGUAUGGUAUUCCAUCAGCUUGUCUCUCGCCUUGAAGACCCCACUACCAUUUUCCAUGCCACCAAAGAGCUGGGUGCUUUAUUCCAACUGUGUCCAGAUAAGAACCUGUACAACACAUUUUUUGAUUUCAUCCAACCAGCGUUGUUGGAGAUAGCUCAAGCAGACGAUGUGAGGAAGCUCGGUCGUUCAUGGGUAUUGUUUUCUAGUGCUUUACUGCAGCUAUUUGUGCCAAGCUCGUCUUAUGAUCCCGCUGUUUCGGACCACAUGGCCAGACAGUUGUUUGAAACAGAACAGCUCUCCAUUAAAUCCAUGUUCGAGUCUUGGAUUACUGCAAAGAGGUCUUUUAGCGGAGACAAAUCAACUCUUCUUGAGUCCUGUUUGCCCAUAGAGAAAGAGGGAUUCAAUGACGAACUCGAAGUUUUCAGACCUCAUGGAUCAGCAGAUGCUCUUUUCGAAGAGUGGAAUGCGUUUAUGGACUCUACUGCUGGUAUGAUACCAGUGGAAAAACUAUUGAAGGGAGUUGACGAAUUCUCCACAAAUAUCGCGAAAGAACUGGAGAUCUUCCAGAAGAACUCCUCAAGGUUCAUCUUGCGUCUGCAGACUAACUUUGGAAAGUAUGCUGACAUGAAUGAUAUCAUUGCUGGAUACGUGUAUGGUAUGAAACUGGGAUUCUCUUUGAUGACCAGCUUCGCAAACUCCACCUCAUAUGUGAAGGACUUAUGGACCAUCAACCUCAAGAACUUCUUUGACAAUGAGUACACCAUGCACUAUAUUGAUUCAACUAUGGCUGUAGCCAAGGCAUGUGCAGUUGAAGAUGCUUCUGCUGAGAAAUUCUUUCUUCAUCUCAUGAAACUCUACUCUUUCCACAAGGCUCAGGGAACCUUGAGUGAUGAUCUCGAGGUCGCUUACAAGCAAUCCCUGACUGCCCUAUACUAUAGAUGGACUUUGAGAAGACUCAAGGAGGAAGAGAAACAGUCAAUUCACCAAGGCAUCUAUAAGUACGACGACCCUACAGUUGAUGCUGAGAAGGAUUUCAUGAAGAUGUUCCCUGAUUACGAGGACGUUCUCGAUAUUGAUACCGAGGAUACUACCAAAGACUCGUCUUUGGAAACUCUUUUCUUCUCGAUUGCCAAUGUUUAUGUGCAAACAUUUACCGAGUCAGACGAAUACUCUCUGCAAGAAAUUGUAUCUUCUGGCACUGAUUUGUAUGCAGAACUUCAUGGCUCUGAUCUUUUGAGGGAUACCGUUUCGAGUUCGGCUACACUGAUAGUUCCUGUUAUGGAUCAGAUGUUUGCCUCUUUGAACAAAUUUCAGACCGACUCAAGUUCUGAAGGACUCGAUUUCUACCACGGAUUCAGCAUCGCAGAAACCAAACGUGCUGGUUCAAUCGUUAGGAAGCUCGAAACUGCAGUUGAUCGUUUGCUCAAGCAAUGGCCCGAACAUGCAACUUUGCAAAACUUGCUGAGAGUGACCAGGGAAUUCUUGACAUACCCAGUGAAGACUCCACUUCAAAGACUACUGCAAAAGAUUGAGCAGAUCUACACCUUCAUUGCCGAAUGGGAGAAGUACGCCCAUAGCGGGGUGUCCCUCAAAGAACAGUUUGAAGAAUUGGCCCAGCUAAUCAUCUCGUGGAGAAGAUUGGAACUUUCUUGCUGGAAAACCAUCUUUGCCAACGAAGACAAGGCUGUAGAGUUCAAUCUCGGAGCAUGGUGGUUCCAUCUAUUCGAGAACAUCAUUGCCCCAGCACUGGCUGAAGAGCGGUUGGACCAAGAGCAAAGUCUCAAGUUUUUGUCUGCAAUCAAUGUGUUUCUUAGUCAAACCACAUAUGGUGAGUUCAGACAUCGUUUGAAGCUGGUGAAGGCCUUUGCGGCUCACUUGAACCUUUUGGGCAAAUCGAUACUGCACGAUUCUCUAAGAAAUGUGAUCAGUUUCUAUGAGCAGUUCUUGCCCUCUGUCAAAGAAUAUGAAGCUGCUGGAAAGAAAAAGCUGGAACGUGACAUCAACGAGGUAAUCUUACUCGCAAGUUGGAAAGACGUCAAUGUCGACGCUUUGAAACAGAGUGCUCGUCGCUCCCACCAGAGUCUCUUUAAGAUUGUCAGAAAGUACCGUACUUUGUUGAACGAGCAGCUUAAGCCUUUGAUUGAGUCUGGUAUUGCGUUUGAGGCCAAGGUACCUUCAUUUGCCUUCCAAGUCAAUCUCACAAACUAUGUUGAGGUGAACGUCAACUACUCCCUCUGCGAGAAGGUGGAGAGCUGGAAGGAGAGACCUGCCAGACUGCAAAGGUCUGGCGUUGUUGAGAAGAACAUGACCCACUAUGUUGACCGCAUAGCCCAGGAGUUCCUGCCAACAAUUUUGGAAAUGGCCUGGGAUCUUCUGAGUGAGACAGAAAGACUCAGAAAGGAAACGCCCACAGUUGCUACCGAGGACAAUAAGAAGGAAUGUUCUGCUCUGAAGAUCCAGAAAAGCCGUCUUUUCAGUGACACCAUCAAGGAACUAAGAAGAAUAGGUCUCAAGCUUCAUACAACCACAGACAUUCAAUCUGCUCUGUCCAGUGUGAACAAUGUGUUUGUAUCCGCAAAGGCCCUGGAUGACAAGCAUAUUGAAGGCUGUGAUGUGUAUUUCUUCCGGAUGCUUGAUUUGCUGCCACGUCUCAAGGCUGUUGCGAACAAUCCUGCUCAAGAUGCUCCUGUUUCGGACGUUCAAAAGGGACUGGUUGCUUCUGAGAACUUGUUGGUUUCGUUGAUUGCUACCCGUUCAACCUUGCAGACAUUGGCCAACAACCAUCUUGGAUUGAUUAACCUGGUGAAUGAAUACAACACUUUGUACAGCAAAGAUGAACACGCAUCAUUGAUUCCAGUGUCCGUUCACAAUUCAAUGGCUCAAAAGGCAUCGUCGUUGCAAAACUACCAAUCACUGCUUCAAAAGACUCUCGAGUAUCUGAUUGGCUUAGUUGGUAGCUGUGCCAGGUAUGCGUCUAUCAAGGUGGACUCUUCGGUUUUUACAUCCAUUAGUGCAAGAGUUGCCAGAUGGCCUUCUAGUGCUUUCCCGGAAAAUUCAGAGGUAUUCACUGUUGACCAAUUGGACGAGAUCAGAUCUGUCACUGGUGAUAUCGAAAAUUUCAAGGACGAGCUCACUCAGUGGAUAGUGCAAAACGCACCAGUUUCGUUUAUUGGUGAGUCAUUACUGGUGUUCCUCAAGUCGCUCAACUUUGAUGUGUUUUCAAGCACCAGUCUGACCGCAGUAUUCAACCUUUCAGAUCUAGAGCUUUCUCUGAGACAGGUUUGUAUUUCCAUCAUGCUUGCUUUCCAGAAAAUCAUUGCUUUGAAUGAGGAAGAGGAGAUUGACGAAGAGAUGGACCAAUGGCUUGUCAAGACGGGCAAGAGACUUACUCAAUACAGUAAAGCUCUUCGUACUAAGACUAUCAUAGCCAAAUUGACAAAGGCCUUGAAGACCAUGGCAAGCAUUGAGCACAACGAGUCGUCCUCUUUAGUUUCCAAGGCGCUGAUGGCCUCAGCUUUGCCCUUCAUCAGGCACUACCAGAACCUAGUGACUACCGUUUUGAAGAAGAACGCCGAGAAUUACUCGGAAACGGCCUAUGGUACCUAUCUGAUGUCUUCGGUACUGUUCAAUGUAGCCAAGAAUGGCUUCUGUUCCCCUGAAGAAAAACAAACAGAGAAGCAGGAUGACAAUCUUCAUGACGGAACAGGGCUUGGUGAUGGUGAGGGUGCGAACAACGUUUCCAAUGACGUGGAAGAUGACGAAGAGUUGGACGAUUACGCCCAAGAGAAGAACAAGGAGAAAGAUGACAAUGAAGACGGAGACGAAAACGAAGAUGCCGUCGACAUGGAAGGUGAUAUGGCUGGUGAUCUCGAAGACGCUCCUCCAGAAGAUGAAGAAGGAGAAGAGAAUGAAGACGGAGAAGAUGAUCUUGACGAGGAAAUCGACAAUAUAGACGAUACCGAUCCGAAUGCCAUUGACGAGAAGAUGUGGGACGAGGAGUCCAAGGAGUCUAAGGAGAAAGAAUCCGAGCAGAUGCCAGAAGACUCUAAUAGCAACGAAGACGUCCAAGGCAAUGAGGACGAGUCUAAGCAAGAGCAGGAAAACAAUGAUGAUGCAGAUGCUCAAAAGGAUGACGAUGAGGUUGAAAAUGAUGAAGAUGGUGAGGAUGAGGAAGAUGUUGGAGAACAGCAAGACGAAGUCAGAAACGAAGAAGAUGAAAAGCUAGAAGAAAACGUUGACCAAUCUGAGGCGUUGGAGUUGCCUGACGACAUGAAUCUAGAUUCCGAUAACGAUGAAGACGAAAAGGAAGGAGAUGCGAAAGACGAUUUCGAUGAUGGCAUGGAUGUGGAUGAAGAAAACACCGAUCUAAAGGAAGAACCUGCAGAAGAGGAGAAUGUCAAAGAUGAAAACGGAGAAGAGGAAGAUCAAGACAAUGCAGAAGAAGCAGAAGGAGAGGACAUCAUCAGUGAAGGCGAGAAUGCAGAAGAUGACGAAGCUCUUGACAGAGACGAAGAAAUGGAUGCUGGCGAAUCUAAUGUUGUUGAAGAAGAGCAAGAGUCGGAAGGAGAACUUGAUGAUGCCAAAGGAGAAGAAGCCGACGAGAAAGACGAGCAAGAUAAAGAUACCCUAGAGGGUGCAGAUGGUGUCGAAGAUGAAGGAGCGGACGAGGCCAUUGAUGCUGAUGCUGCUGCUCAACAGAAAAGCGGCAAGGAAUCAGAAGGAGCUCAAGCAGACGUUCAAGAAGAGAGUGAAGAUGUUGGUGCUACUGGUGCUGCAACUCAGCAGUCCGAAGAAGAGAUCAAGAACGAGAAUGAUGGCGACAAUUCAAGAGACCAGGCUAAAGAGUCUCUGAAACAACUUGGUGAUGCCAUGAAAGAGUUUCAUCGCCGUCACCAAGAGAUCAAAGAGGCUGGCGAGAUUGACGAUAUGGUUGAUCAGAAGUCUGGAGAAAGGCCAGAUGAGUUCCAACACUUGGAAGGAGAAACUGCUGAAAACCAGACCCAAGCUUUGGGAGCUGCCGAUGAAGACCAGAUCCAACACAUUGAUGACGAAAUGGCCAUCGAUGAGGAAGAAGAAGAGAAAACAAUCAAGAAUGAACCUACCGUCAAAGAAGAAGCUGAGACUGAAGACGUCGAAAUGGAAACAGCUGACCAGGAUAAUGGAGACGGAAACACCGAAUCUGAGGCCAGGGCUGCUACCGUUGGAGACAGAGAGAGGUUUGCAGAGGUCUUUGAGACAGAUGGUGCGUUGAAGGAAGAAGAGGAUAGCGAGAGCGAAUACGAGCUUAUCGGAAAUGACAACUAUGCCAUUACUGAAAAUCCAACCAUCUCGCUGGAAGAAGCUCGUGAUCUCUGGAGACAGAGUGAAAUUGCUUCUCAAGAUCUUGCUGCUGGACUUUCCGAACAGCUUCGUUUGAUUUUGGAGCCUACCUUAGCAACCAAGCUGAGAGGAGACUAUAAGACGGGUAAGAGACUUAACAUGAAAAGGAUCAUCCCUUAUAUUGCCUCGCAAUUCCGCAAGGACAAGAUUUGGCUCAGAAGAACCAAGCCAAGCAAGAGACAAUACCAGAUCAUGAUUGCCGUUGACGAUUCCAAGUCCAUGGCUGAGUCUCAGGUGGUGAAACUGGCCUUUGAUAGUAUCACACUUGUCUCUAAGGCAUUGACUCAGCUUGAAGCUGGUGCUCUUUCUAUCGUUAAAUUUGGCGAAACAGCCCAGGUCUUGCAUCCCUUUGAGAGACCUUUCUCACAAGACUCUGGUCCAAAGGUGUUCCAAUGGUUCGACUUCCAACAGACCCGCACUGAUAUCCGCAACCUUGUGGCUAAGUCGCUUGACAUAUUUGCACAUGCGCGUGCCAGUGGAGACUCCGAACUCUGGCAACUCCAAAUUAUCAUCUCUGAUGGUGUUUGCGAAGACCAUGCCACUAUCCAACGUCUAGUACGUCAAGCCCGUGAAGAGAAGAUCAUGCUUGUGUUUGUCGUUAUGGACGGAAUUAACUCUAACGAGUCCAUCAUGGAUAUGAGCCAGGUUUCUUACGAUCCCGACUCUAACGGUAACAUGACGUUGAAGGUGAACAAGUACCUUGAUACAUUCCCAUUCGAGUUCUAUGUGGUUGUUCACAACAUCAAGGAACUUCCAGAAAUGCUCUCGCUCAUCCUGAGACAGUAUUUCACCGAAUUAGCAUCCACAUGA
Molecule: messenger RNA, 14850 nt
Organism: Kuraishia capsulata CBS 1993
Lineage: Eukaryota; Fungi; Ascomycota; Pichiomycetes; Pichiales; Pichiaceae
Exons: 1
Coding region: 1-14850 (4949 amino acids)
Biological process (GO): rRNA processing; ribosomal large subunit assembly
Cellular component (GO): preribosome, large subunit precursor; nucleus
Molecular function (GO): ATP hydrolysis activity; ATP binding
Source: RefSeq, a predicted model, not a curated record